Molecule: messenger RNA, 3492 nt
Organism: Saimiri boliviensis boliviensis (Bolivian squirrel monkey)
Lineage: Eukaryota; Metazoa; Chordata; Mammalia; Primates; Cebidae
Gene: P3H2
Product: prolyl 3-hydroxylase 2
Biological process (GO): collagen metabolic process
Cellular component (GO): endoplasmic reticulum
Molecular function (GO): procollagen-proline 3-dioxygenase activity; iron ion binding; L-ascorbic acid binding
Source: RefSeq, a predicted model, not a curated record
CCUUUAAGAGCGGCUGGCCCGGCACGGCCUCCGCCUCUCAGUCCGCGGAGCGCCAGCAGUCACCUGGGGCUCGCGCGGCAGCCGGAUCGCGGCGGGGUCGGCGCGCUUCCCCGAGCGGCGGCGGGAGAGGCGCCCCGAAGCCCUCUCCGCGUGGCGGUGCAGCGCCUCUCCGAGGCGGAGGAUGCGGGAGCGCAUCUGGGCGCCGCCGCCGCCGCCGCUGCUGCUGCUGCUGCCGCUGCUGCUGCUGCCGCGGCCAGUGUGGGGCGGCCCCCCGGACAGCGCGCGCCGGGAGCCGGAGCGGGAGCCCGGGCCUCUGCAGCCCUUCGACCUGCUCUACGCCAGCGGCGCGGCCGCCUACUACCGCGGAGACUACGAGCAAGCCGUGCGCGACUUGGAGGCGGCGCUGCGCAGCCACCGGCGCCUGCGGGAAAUCCGCGCGCGCUGUGCCCGCCGCUGCGCCGCGCGCCACCCGCUGGCGCCCCCCGGCGCGGGCCCCGGGGCCGAGCUCCCGUUUUUCCGCUCCCUGUUGGAGCGGGCGCGCUGUGACCGCAGCUGUGAGACCCAGCGCCUCGGGGGACCCGCAUCCCGUCACCGCGUCGGCGAGGAUGUGCGCAGCGACUUCCAGCGCAGAGUGCCCUACAACUACCUGCAGCGGGCCUACAUCAAGCUUAACCAGCUCGAAAAAGCAGUGGAAGCAGCUCACACAUUUUUCGUGGCUAACCCUGAGCACAUGGAAAUGCAGCAGAACAUUGAGAAUUACAGAGCAAUGGCUGGUGUUGAAGCAUUGCAAUUGGUAGACAGAGAAGCCAAACUACACAUGGAGAGUUACAAUGCAGGAGUUAAACAUUAUGAGGCUGAUGACUUUGAGAUGGCUAUCAAGCACUUUGAACAAGCCUUAAGAGAAUAUUUCAUUGAAGAUACAGAAUGCCGAAUCCUAUGUGAGGGGCCUCAGAGAUUUGAAGAGUAUGAGUAUUUAGGGUAUAAGUCUGGUCUGUAUGAAGCUAUUGCAGAUCACUACAUGCAGGUGCUUGUCUGUCAGCAUGAAUGUGUGAGGGAGCUUGCCACCCGCCCUGGCCGCCUCUCACCCAUCGAGAACUUUCUUCCUCUGCACUAUGAUUACCUACAGUUUGCCUACUAUCGAGUUGGUGAAUAUGUGAAAGCCCUGGAGUGUGCCAAAGCCUAUCUUCUGUGCCACCCAGAUGAUGAGGAUGUCCUAGACAAUGUGGACUACUAUGAGAGUCUGUUGGAUGAUAGCAUUGACCCCACAUCCAUUGAGGCCAGGGAGGAUUUAACAAUGUUUGUGAAACGUCAUAAGCUGGAAUCUGAGCUGAUAAAAUCAGCUGCAGAAGGUCUGGGAUUUUCAUACACUGAACCGAAUUAUUGGAUCAGAUAUGGAGGACGACAGGAUGAGAAUCGGGUCCCUUCUGGAGUGAACACAGAGGGAGCAGAAGUUCACGGAUUGUCAAUGGGAAAAAAGUUAUCACCCAAGAUAGAUCGAGACCUAAGAGAAGGUGGUCCUCUGCUGUAUGAGAACAUCACAUUCGUCUACAACUCGGAGCAGCUGAAUGGGACUCAGCGGGUUCUCCUGGAUAACGUCCUGUCGGAAGAACAGUGCCGGGAGCUCUACAGCGUGGCCACUGGAAUCAUGAUUGUUGGUGAUGGAUACAGAGGAAAAACUUCACCCCACACGCCCAAUGAAAAGUUUGAAGGUGCAACUGUCCUGAAGGCACUCAAAUCUGGUUAUGAAGGUCGAGUCCCACUGAAGAGUGCCCGUCUGUUUUAUGACAUCAGUGAAAAGGCUCGAAAGAUUGUAGAAUCUUAUUUUAUGCUGAACUCAACUCUGUAUUUUUCCUAUACACACAUGGUCUGCCGAACAGCCCUGUCUGGUCAGCAGGAUAGAAGAAAUGACCUCAGUCAUCCCAUCCAUGCUGACAACUGUCUGUUGGAUCCAGAGGCCAAUGAAUGCUGGAAGGAGCCUCCUGCUUACACAUUUAGAGACUACAGUGCUCUUCUGUAUAUGAAUGAUGACUUUGAAGGAGGAGAAUUCAUAUUCACUGAGAUGGAUGCUAAGACUGUGACUGCCUCUAUAAAACCAAAAUGUGGGCGCAUGAUCAGCUUCUCAUCUGGAGGAGAGAACCCUCAUGGGGUGAAGGCAGUCACGAAGGGCCAGAGGUGUGCAGUGGCUCUGUGGUUCACCCUGGACCCACUUUAUAGAGAAUUGGAGCGAAUACAGGCUGAUGAAGUGAUUGCAAUCCUGGAUGAAGAACAGCAAGGAAAGCAUGAACUGAAUAUCAACCCUAAAGAUGAGCUAUAAAAAUGAGAAAGAAUGUUCUAUCAAAUAUUUAUUUAAAUUGUUAAUCUUAUGAGAACCUUUUUAUUUUUGUACAGAGCCAUGGGAUAAAUUAACAGGUUAAUAUGAAUCAUCAGAUCUCCCUUCUGUUCCUAAGGAUGCUUGUGUUGCAUCACUCAAUCUAUCGAUCUAUCUUUCUUGUUUUGGGGUUUCUCUCUCUCUCUCUCUCUCUCUCUCUCUCUCUCUCUCUCUCCUUUGACACAUGGUUUUACCAUGUUGUCUAGGAUGGAGGGCAGUGGCUGUUCACAGGUGUGAUCAUAGCACACUGCAUCCUCAAUCAAACUCUUGGGCUCAAGUGAUCCUCCAAGCCUCUCAAAGAGCUGGGACCACAGGCACGUGUCAUCACGCCCUGCUCUUUUUCGUGUUUUUUUCAUCAUUUCAUCUAUCCAUCGAAGCCCAGUUCACCUACUCCCCAAACACACACACAAUUUGCUGCAAAUCCAAAAGGUCAGAGAGAGUAAACUUGUUGGUGAAACUACAGCUGUCAUGUGUGCUCCAGUUCUAAAAUUAACAUGUGCUUAGUCUCUGAAGCCGUUUCUUGCUCUGUGCCUUUCAGCCACAUCCUCUUAGAAGCUAAUGGCCAUGAGCUCUGACUCUCCCAAAUGAGCUCCGCUUUGGGUCUGAGGAGCCUGUGACAGAGUCUGCGCUGCCUCAGGUAUCUCGGGAGUAAUGAUCACCUAGGAUCCAGGAGAUUUCAUGGAUGAUACAGUAAUCACUGUAUGAGAUAGAGGGGCCUCCAGUCUUUCCAGGGCCUUGGUGGAAUUUUUGGCUCUGGUGUUUUCACCAGACACUAAACUUACACUGGAAGCUUUGAUUGACCCUCCACAGUACUCCACAAAGGACCACCCUCUAAACUGUACAUUUUAGAAGGUCAUGUAGAGGUUGAAGUAGAAUGGCUUUUCACCCCAGUGACUUUGGAAGAAAAUCUCAAAUACUACCUGGAUCCACGCACCAUUGCCAGGUUGCCUGGGAGUGGGAUCCACUGAUGAAAAGAGGUAUUUUGUACUUAGUUAAGAAAAAUAAACUUCUGUUUGGUUUUCAUUGUCAUCUGCAUAUAUUUGGGGCCCCCUCCUCAUUGCUGCUAUCCGGCACACAGACUCAUGCCUGUGUCUGAUUUGUUUAAUAAAGGGAGCCUUAUUUUA